GUCGUAUAGUAAAAGCCAGUUACGCUAUUCAAAAUAAUAACAAAUAAGCUAUAAAGCAUAAACAGUGAAGCCAGCAAUAUUUUAAAUAAUCUACAUAGUGUUAUUGAGUAAUAUAUUACGCUCUGGAAUAAUUUUCAAGGAGAAAAUGGUUUUAAUUGAAAUUAUAAGUCCAGCGGAGUAUAAAAGAAAUAGCUCAGAAUUUGAGAUCACGUAUGGCUAUCAUCAAACACCUUUUGGAAAAUGUCUAAUUGGUAUGACAACGAAAGGCGUGUGUUAUUUAUCAUUCGUGGAUCAGUCUGAAUCCAGUGCUUUCAAAACUCUGAAAGCUGAAUGGCCAGACGUAAAAUACACGAAGGAUCAGAGUGCAAUCAAAGGAAUUGUGGAAAAGAUUUUUCAUGAAGAUGAUGGUACACUCAAGGAUUCUAUAUCCGUUGUACUUAAAGAAACAGAUUCGUCAAGCAGCAAUUCCCAAUUGAACGAGGCAUUUGAUGCUGGGUCUAAUUGCACUUCGGGCACUGAAAAUUUUGUAUCUUGUGAAGAAUCUUCUGGACCUUAUCAGACUUCCCAUAUGCUGGCUGGGCGACUUGUCAGUGAAGCUAAACAAGGUAUAACAACAGGAGUUGUACAAACUUUUACUGAUUCUACAAUUUUAGCGGGACAGUUGGAAAGUUUGAAAAUAGAUGAUACAUUUGAUAAAGUAACCACUAUAUUGAAUCAAUUGGUAUCUUUAUCAUCACCCAAUGAAAAUAGUGAAUCUAAUGAUGUUGCGGGCAUGGCAGAUUCUAUGACUAAAUUUACAAGUGACGAUAUGCCUAAAUCUCUGGAUAUUGCUAGUAGAGAAUUAGAAAAGCAAGAAGAUACAAUUGGUAGAUAUAAUAACCUAAUAGUUGAUAUUUCAACCACUGUGUGUCAAAAGUGCAAAGAUAAGCUCCAAACAAAAUUUCAAACUAUCGGCAGAGAUGCUAAUUACAAUGUACAACAAGCUGUACAUGAUAGAUGUAUUAAGGAUGGACACACAUCCAAACAAGUACCUCUUACUAUAAAGAACUUAAAAGAACAUACUGACAUAUCAACAUCGAAAUAUUUAAAAAAUCAAAUUGUACCUAAUAAACAUUACGUUCUGUCGCCACGAUGUAAACCUGCUUCAUCAAAAAUUUUGUCAAAAAAUAUAGUUCCCAAUAGUAAAAAAUUAAAUAUACUGAAAAAUAAAAGUUAUAUAGACAGAUUAACUACUUUACUUGAAGAAUCACAAAAUGAGAGACAGCAUGAAGGACUCCAUAAGAACACAAAGUUUAUUCAAGAUGAAUCAACACCUCAAUGGGCUCCAUCCUUUAAUGAAUGCUCUAUUAUGAAUAAUGAAUCAAAAUCAUGUGCAUGCUCCCACAAUCCAACAAAAAGUACAAACAGCAAAAUGUCCUUGAAAACGUGUAAAACUAUGAAGGAUAAAGAGAAACAUAAUAAUGUUAAAGAUUCUGCACCACCAUCACGAUUAAUAUCUACCAACUCAUGUACAGAAGAAACAUUUCUUUACCUAGAACAUUUGUGUAAAGUAUGCGACAACAGUAUCGUCAUGGAAAAUACUUCAACUUGUGUAAAUCAAAAUUCAAGUAGUAGUAGCAGUUCUGCAUUAGAUUUGAUAUGUGAUGUUCAAAUGGCAUCCCUGGAUAACGAGGAAAGUCUUAAUACAAAGUUACUUCGUGAAUUAAUUGCAACAAAGAAAUUGUGUCGGGAUCUAAUUGAUAUGCAUCCGCAAAAGAGAAGUGAUCAGCGAUUGCGUAGGACAAGACAGUCUAUAGACAAUUUUCUCAGGGUACUCGCUCAAGGAGAACGCACAGUAUCUCCGAAUACAAAGAAAAUAGAAAGAUCUAAUACAAUGUCAGGAAAUAAUGUGUCCAGGGUUGUAAAUACAUCACCCAUUAAACCAGUAUCUUCUCUACGAAAGCUGUUCUCACCAAAACUGAGUACUAUUUCGCCUAGUACAACAUCGUCGUCAACUUCAGUAAGGAGAUCAGUAAAGUCGCCGAUAAAAAAUGUACGUUCACACCUAAAACCGUCACCCAAGAACGUCACUCAAUAUAGUUCAAAAAAACUUUCCUCUUCAAAGCUAAGAGUAGCUCCAAAUAUUUUAACGCCACCCAGAAGAUGUUUGCCAACAGUUUUGAUAAGUGAAAAUACUUAUGCGUCAGGAGAAAGUAAUUUUAUUAAAUGUGGAGAAAAGUGUUCAACGCCCAAAAUCUUCGUGACACCGUCCAAAAACAUAGGCAGCAAUAAAGGCUUGAAGUUAAGACCAAAAAAAUACUUCGCCGACGUAUUAUAGAGUAAAAAGAGUACAAUCAAAUCUUUAUUUUUCGUUAUAAUGUUUCAUUUUAUUUUAUUCACAAGACUUCAUAUUUUUAUCUUAUUCUUCUUCACAAUAAAAGCAGCUAAUUAGAUUGUUAAGAAGACUUAUAUGUUUAUAAAUAAGUUGUUAUAUUUUAGUUCGAGUUGAUUAAAUAAUCAUAUACUUACAAAGAAUAUUAA
Messenger RNA from Cephus cinctus (wheat stem sawfly), 2520 nucleotides. RefSeq lists its product as uncharacterized. The transcript has 6 exons. NCBI's taxonomy places the organism in Eukaryota, Metazoa, Arthropoda, Insecta, Hymenoptera, Cephidae. Gene Ontology annotation, biological process: DNA repair. Bases 146 to 2317 code for a protein of 723 amino acids. Gene Ontology annotation, molecular function: methylated-DNA-[protein]-cysteine S-methyltransferase activity. The record is from RefSeq and is a predicted model, not a curated record.